AUGCUUGUGCUGGCGUUGGUGGUGGUGACAGCGGCGGUGGUGGUGGUGGGUGAUGGUGCGGCUGUGGACCCACAUGCUGGUUCUGAUGGGGCACCAUCCCUACACAUCAACUUGACAUGCACGUCCCCUGUCCAACUAGGCUUCACGUUUGAAUGCACCGCUCAGGUGACUGGUAUGGGACACGAGUCAGUGACCCUGUGGCCAACGGUGAACAGCCUGCAGUGGUGUGCACAGAUGACCUUGUCGCCUGACUCGCCCAAGAACAUAUCGUUCCGGUGCCCCUAUCCUCGCACAGGCCCAAAUGCGGUUGGGGUGACGGCCACCAUUGCCGGCGCAUACAAGGAACCUUUUCCUGUCGGCAAGGUGAUCCCGGCGCACUUGAUACUCACGGAGUCAAAUACUGUCGCUGUUGACGUGAAGGAGCGCACCCUUCGCCCGCCAGCCAAGGGCAGCGACCGCAUCACGGCCAUGCAGUGGGAGCCGUGGUUCACGCUGCACAACGACCAGUGGACACUCGCGGAGGCUGUACCCACGCUUGGAUACUACAGCAGUUUCGACGCAAACGUUGUCAUGCAACACGCCAUGUGGAUGGUGGACAUUGGCAUCGACUACAUCAUGGUGGACUGGACCAACAACCUCUGGAACAUCAACCACUGGUCGGAGCGAGGCGUGUAUGCACAGGAACUCAUCAAUGCCACGACAUUCACACUGGAGACGUACAGUGCAAUGCGCGCAGCCGGCAUGAGCACACCCGAUGUUGUUCUCUUGCUCGGCCUUGAUAACGGCCCAGCAGAACCCCUCUCAUGCCUACAGGAGGAGGUGGACUGGAUCACGGAAGAAUAUCUGCCCAAGUACCGAGAUCUCAUGUUCAUAUAUGAGGGCAAGCCGCUGCUCAUUGUCUUUGAUGGGGGUGGCAUGUACUCGCCAACAAACCCGCUCUCCGUGGGCAACUGGACGCUUCGCCUGAUGGCCUCGCAACUGCAGACUGCACCCGGCCUUGCCACCCGCGGCUACUGGAGCUGGAUGGACGGCGUGGUGUCCCCCGUUGUGGUGCGCCAACCCUUCAGGACGGCCAGCGAGGUCGCCACCGCCACGUGCGCCUUCUUCCCACCGGGCGGGUGGUUCGACGUCAAGGCCAUGGGCAAGCGCCAGGGCGCCACGCUCGUGCAGGAGGUUGCCUCGCUGCUCAGCCGCGACCGCAGUGGCCGUGGUGACGCUCCCCGCACGGUCGUGUUCAACCAGUGGAACGAGUUUGCUGGGCAGGCGGAGAACACGACGUCUGUGUAUGUGGACAUCUACAACGCGACGCUGGGCAACGACAUGGAGCCGACCAGCUACACGGAGUGCGCGUACCGCCGCCCAAACAAUCGGCGGUGCGGCGGGUGGGGAUUUCGCUACCUCAACCUCCUCCGCGCCCUCAUCGCCCUGUACACGCACGCAGACACGACGAGCACGGUGCUGGCGGUGGCGCGGCCGCUGAACCACACAGUCGUCAACAGCACCCUUGGAGGCACCCUGCCUGUGGAGUGGGCGCAGGUGAGCGGGGUUGGUGUGGACGCAUCUGGCUGCGUGGCAAAAGUCACGCUCGAUGGUGCACUGGUGGGCAUGUUUCCUGCGACGACGACGAAAGCAUACGUGCCGCUGGGCGGUCUGCCGCCUGGGGAGCACACGCUGACGGUCACGCUGCCAGAAUGCACCACGCGCUACCCGCUCGGCGUGCUCACGGUUGACGUGGAAGACACGCGCCCGUUCGAGGCCGUGCCACGGGUGGACAUUGUGUUCACCAACCAGCCAUGAUGGAUGCGACCAGCCGCAUGACCAGCCCCAACACAACAUGAACCACACGAGUCUGCCAAACUUUGUGCGUGAGCACCCCCCGUUCUCUGUUCUGGUUACACGCCCUGGUCUUGUCAUGUCACGACACACCAACCCCGUUACUCUCUUAGAAGCAAAACGACAACUGCACGA
Salpingoeca rosetta is the source of this 1968-nucleotide messenger RNA. RefSeq lists its product as uncharacterized. The transcript has 7 exons. Bases 1 to 1797 code for a protein of 598 amino acids. The record is from RefSeq and is a predicted model, not a curated record. Lineage: Eukaryota; Choanoflagellata; Craspedida; Salpingoecidae.